AUGCCCCAGAUAAUCCAGAACGACAAGACGACCAGACAGUCGUCCGCGAGCAAAGGUUUUUUUAGACGCAAUCGAGAUACAAAGGCCGAUAGUCGACACGAAGGAAGCGGUAGUCUCGAUUCCUCCCACACGAACGGCUCCUGGGGCUCCCGCCAUUCGAAAAGAGAGUCGGUAGCCUCCAACGAUGGCCAAGAUCCUGAUAACUUAGGUCUGGCCAUGACCGCCGGGGUCAUCACCUCCAUCCCUUACUCUGCCACGACGACGGGUGGGCAAGCACCAGUGACGGUGGAUUACCUUCCUAGAGAUGACCAAGUACCAACCCGAAAAGAGCCACAACCGUACCAACUUGCGAGAGGGUCUGAUUUUCAUCAAUACCCUGCCAUCAAUGGAAUAUCAAACGGGUCAUCACACCCAACUGGGCCCCGACCGCCUCCCCAAGCAACCACUGCAAGUGGUAUUACAAUGGCGUCUAGCCAGGCUGGGGAUCGAGGCACAAAAUAUCAACAAUGGGGACGGCCAGGAAGCAGCAACGGUCCCCAGCACUCCACUUACGACUCGGUAUCAACGAGCGACUCAUACUCUGGGUCGGGACAAAGGAGGUCGUUUGACGGUGCCAGUAUAAAGUCAAGUGCCUCCACAGCCACACGAGGUUCUAGUCUGUUUUCCUCGGACAACUCGUCACGAACUGCAAUGCCUCACCGGCAGGAUUCAGACUCCUCUGUGACCGUAAUUUCUCCUACACAUUCGAGACUUUCAAAGAUCAGUUCACAUUCGGGCUGGCCCACUCAGCAAGCCCCGCCGUUCAGCUCAACUACUUCCUUUACUCCAGCCGGGUUUUACCUUCCGAAACCUCAGAGUGAUGCAGAAAUUGAAAAGUUGUUUCUACAGUUGAUGCACAAACGUGGUUGGCAGAACCUUCCCGAGCAAGCAAGGCGACAGAUGAUGGCAUAUGCACCCGCAAAGAAAUGGACUCUCGUGCAUCAAGACAAAUUGACUGAAUGGCAAGGUGAGCAGAAAAGGAGGCAGCAAGCAAAGCUGACCCCAGAUGGCCCGAUACCUAAGGACGUCGAGGGCACUCCCGAGUGGUAUGUCAAGAGGAUUUUGGACAACAGCAUUACGGCCAAACAGUUACAAAGUCUGAGUGUCAGUCUACGAACCCAGCCCAUCAUUUGGGUUAAGGCGUUCAUCGAAGCACAGGGACAAAUCGCCUUGACUAGUGUCCUCAUGAAGAUAAACCGGCGUCAAGCUAACGGCCCGACGCCCGUCAGUUCUAUUACUUCGACCGACAAGGACUUGGACAGGGAAUAUGACAUUGUCAAGUGUCUAAAGGCGUUGAUGAACAACAAAUACGGUGCUGAUGAUGCUUUGAAGCACGAGCAGAUACCGGUUGCUCUCGCGACGUGUCUCAUUUCUCCCAGGCUUACCACGAGGAAACUGGUUAGCGAAGUUUUGACGUUCCUUUGCCACUGGGACCAAGGCCAAGGCCAUCUAAAGGUGCUGCAAGCCAUGGACUUUGUCAAGAACCAAAUGAGCGAGAACGGACGCUUUGACGCUUGGAUGCGCAUUGUCGAAGUUACCAUAGAUGGCCGGGGCAAAAUGGGCAGCCUGGUUGGGGCAAGCGAAGAAGUCCGGAGUGGUGGCAUCGGUAUGGAAAACCUUCUGAUGGAAUAUGCUGUGGCCACGCUUGUCCUGAUCAACAUGUUGGUGGACGCUCCUGACCGGGACUUGCAAUUACGAUGCCACAUCAGAGCUCAGUUCAUUGCUUGUGGGAUCAAGCGGAUACUGGUGAAGAUGGAGUCUUUCCAGUACGACGUGAUUGAUAAACAGAUCGCGAAGUUCCGUGAAAAUGAGGCGAUCGACUACGAGGAUCUGCUCCAGCGUGAAGGAAGCAGCAUGGUCGAGAGCAUUGAAGGGGAGGUCAAGGAUAUGACGGAUCCGAUGCAAAUCACAGACGCCAUCAUGUCCAAAGUCCACGGCACACGAACCCAAGACUACUUCAUCUCGGCCAUGCAGCACAUGUUGUUACUUAGAGAGAACAAUGCCGACGAACGAUUGAGAAUGUUUCAGCUCGUGGACUCGAUGCUCAGCUACGUGGCCAUGGAUAGGCGGCUGCCAGAUAUGGAUCUCAAGCAGAGCCUGAACUUCACCGUCCAGAGCUUGCUGGAUCGCCUGCAUACCGACGACGAGGCCAGAAUCGCUUUUGAUGAAGCCACCGAGUCGAGGCAAAUCGCCGAAGCUGCCCUUGCCGAAAGGGAUGAAAUGGCUGCUCAGAUAGCCAUGGGUGCUAAUGGCUUGGUCAAGAAGCUGCAGAAGCAGAUCGAAGAACAAGCUGGCAUCAUUGAGAUGCAGUCGAGGCAGGCCGAGUCUCUUAAGUCGGAGGUUGCUGAGCUGCAACGAAUCCGAGCCCAAGAAUUGCAACGCAAUGAGUUAGAGACGCGAGAGCUUUAUCUCAUGCUUCGGGACGCCCAGGAUGUGGCGGCUUCACGAGCUGCCAAAGAAGGCUCUGUUUCUCAAGACCCUGCUCAAUUGGCAGGUAUUCUGGACCGGGAGAAGUUGAUGGAGCGCCUGGAACGCAACCUUGAGCGAACCAAGACACAAUUCAAACUGGAAGGCAAAGUUUGGGGCCAGACAGGGCCUUCCGAUCGACUUAGAGAGCUUCGUGAAAGGAUGGACGACGCAGUUGAUGCCGAUUUCCAGGAGCAGACACGGCGACAUCUCACCAACAGCGUCAUGGGCAGUGUCCAUCGGAGCAAUGCCCAUAAGGGCCCCCGGAGAGCUGCAGUUGAGGCCCUCGCGAUCAGCGAAGAAGCAGAGCAGGAUUCAGAUAUGGAAGAAGAUGUCAUCUUCGAGAAGCCGCGACUUGUCGAGUACAAACGACCCAAGAUCUCCGCCGAGCAACAAAACCAACAGAGCAAUCUUCUUGACGAACUUGCCUCAAAGGUCAAGAAGAUCGACGACGAAAUCGACGAGGUCGCAGGAGAAGGGGACGAUGCUGGUGUUACAACUGGACCAACCCAUCCGAGCCUUGAGUCCGAGUCCCCCAGGACUCCUCUUGACGAGGGACAAGCACAGCAGCCUACAGAGGAGGCCCAAUUCAAUGGGCCUCCUCCUCCGCCGCCUCCUCCACCCCCUCCUUCGUCUGCUUCUUUGAUCGCCGGGUUCGAAACAGGAGCGCCGCCACCUCCACCGCCACCACCACCUCCACCCCUCCCCGGCAUGCCCAUGUCUCCUGCUACGCCAUCCAUGCCAGGCUUCACUGGCGGCCCACCUCCCCCUCCACCGCCUCCUCCUGGUUCUCUACCUAUGAGUCCAUUGUCACCCAUCCCCCCGCCACCCCCUCCCCCCCCGGGUGCUCCAGCUCUACCUGGUGCUCAGCAUGGGCAUUUCUUACCUCAGUCUCCUGUGCUGCCUGUGCCUGUGCUUAAGAAUCCAAUCAUGCGACCGAAGAAGAAACUCAAAGCCUUCCACUGGGACAAAGUUGACACGCCUCAAGUAACUGUUUGGGCAGAGAAUGUGAAUCCUGAGUCCCGGGAAGAGAAGUAUCGCGAAUUGCAGCGCAAGGGUGUCCUUGAUGAGGUUGAGAAACUGUUCAUUGCGAAGGAGAUCAAGAUCAUUGGCGGAGCAGGCAGCAAGGGUAAGAAUGACAAGAAGCAGAUCAUCAGUAGUGACAUGAUGAGGAACUUCCACGUCUCGAUGGCCAAGUUCAAAAAUGAUUCGGCGGAUGAGGUGGUUCGGAAGAUCAUUCAAUGCGACAAGGAGGUCUUGGACAACAACGUGGUUAUGGAUUUCCUUCAAAGAGAAGAUCUUUGCACCAUUCCCGAAAAUAUCGCCAAACUCAUGGCUCCCUACAGCAAAGACUGGACCGGGCCUGACGCCUUGACUUCGAAGCGAGAGCAAGAUCCAUCAGAGUUGACAAGAGAAGAUCAGAUCUACCUCCAGACGGCCUACGAGUUACACCACUACUGGAAAGCUAGAAUGCGUGCGCUGGCUUUGACACGAAGUUACGAGCAAGAAUACGAUGAGAUUUCCGGCAAGCUGAAGGAUGUUGUCAAUGUUUCGGAGGCUAUUCGCGACUCAACUUCUCUCAUGAGCGUCUUGGCCCUCAUUCUUGAUAUCGGAAACUACAUGAACGACUCAAACAAACAAGCCUCUGGCUUUAAACUGAGCUCCCUUGCGCGACUCGGCAUGGUAAAGGAUGACAAGAAUGAAACCACGUUCGCCGACCUCAUUGAACGCAUCGUUCGCAAUCAGUAUUCUCAAUGGGAGGGUUUUGUGGAGGAUAUCGCUGGUGUCAUUACUGCGGCCAAACUCAACGUUGACCAAUUGCGACAAGACGCAAAGAAGUACAUUGACAACAUCAAGAACGUCCAGUCUUCACUAGACGCUGGCAACUUGAGCGACCCUAAGAAGUUCCAUCCUCAAGAUCGUGUUGCACAAGUCGUACAAAGGUCGAUGAAGGAGGCAAGGCGCAAGGCAGAACAACUCCAGCUCUUCCUGGAUGAGGCGUCGAGGACAUACGAUGACAUUAUGACCUAUUUUGGAGAAGAUAAUCAAGACGAAAAUGCCCGCAGAGAGUUCUUCGGGAAACUGAGUGGCUUUGUGACGGAAUGGAAGAAGUCACGCGAGAAAAACAUGGCCAUGGAGGAGAACAAACGACGUCUUGAAGCCAGUUUGGCUCGGAAGAGAGCUCAGGCGAGUGCCACCGCCAGCAGUGCCGCAAGUGGCGCCGAAACACCAGGUAGUCCACCGGCCAACGGUGCUAUGGAAACCUUACUCGAGAAACUUCGAGCUGCGGCACCACAAGUGAAAGACCAACGUGACCGAAGGAGACGGGCGAGGUUAAAGGAGAGAUAUGAUCAAAGAGUCGCCAGCGGCCAGCAACUUCCCGAACUUCAAGUUAAGGACGGCGUGGAAGAGAGUCGCGGUCUUGCUGGUGCGGGAGAGAAAGCCAACGAAGAUAGUCUGAGUACAGAUGGCACCAGCGGCAGAGGGGACGUCAGCGAAAGCGAAGAUGUCGCCGAUCGGGCUCUGAAGGCCCUGCAGGAAAUGAGAAGUUCGGCCCCCUCAACCGGCGACGAGCUCGAUGUGCGUAGGAGGCGUGAGGGAGCCGAUGAAGAACGCAAGGCCCGGCGAAUGAGACGUCGGACUGCACAUCAGAGCACCAGCAGCGUUACCAAGGAGUCUAUAUUAUCGCCGACCGAAACGAAGAUCGAAGAAAAGCGUGGCCAGGACGGAGGCAAUGAUGGUUCCUCUCCUACCGAGGAUAAACGAUCCUCUGGGGGCACUUUGAGCCCCGUGGCCACACAACCCCCACCGGCGAUAAUUGUCAGUCCGACGCCGGAUGACGACGACGAUGAAGAAGCUGGAGUCGAUGCAGAGGACGAGAAAAGGAGGGAAGAGGUUUUGGUUUAG
Fonsecaea pedrosoi CBS 271.37 is the source of this 5412-nucleotide messenger RNA. RefSeq lists its product as uncharacterized. Lineage: Eukaryota; Fungi; Ascomycota; Eurotiomycetes; Chaetothyriales; Herpotrichiellaceae. Gene Ontology annotation, cellular component: cell division site; mating projection tip. Gene Ontology annotation, molecular function: small GTPase binding; actin binding. The transcript has a single exon. Gene Ontology annotation, biological process: actin filament bundle assembly; mitotic actomyosin contractile ring assembly; barbed-end actin filament capping. The coding region runs from base 1 to 5412 and encodes 1803 amino acids. The record is from RefSeq and is a predicted model, not a curated record.